AUGGCGGGUGAGUGCCUCCGCUCUGCCGCGCCUUCGCCUUCGCCCUUGCCCGACCGACCUCGGAGGGGAGGCGGCGGCGGCGGGGCCGGGAGACACCGAGGCGAAGGGCCGGCCGGGGAGACCCGGGUUCAGGGGGCGCAGCCCGCCUCUCCGCCUGGCCUCCCUCGCGGGACCAAAGGAGGCGACUCUGGACACCCCGCACACUUGGAGCUCCUGGCAGGAAGAAGGGGGAGAAAUGCAAAGUAUUCUGGGGGAGAGGAGUCAGAAUGUACUGGCGUAGUUUUCAGGAUUUUGGACAAACGUCUUCCUUCUGCUCUGCGUGCAAGUGGAGGACCAUGCCGCUUCGUGAACAGGAGGAUGUGCAGCAAAACCCAAGCAGAGAAUGUGCAGAAGCCAAAACCCCAGGCUUCAGCCUCUUUCAAAGUUCCAGGACACAAGCCCAGUGACUGGGACAAGAAGUUGUUGCUAUGGACGGGCCGUUUCAAGAAAGAAGAGGAUAUACCAGAAACAGUGUCGUUUGAGAUGGUUGACGCAGUGAGGAACAAGAUGCGUGUGAAGAUCAGCUACGUAAUGAUUGCCUUGACAAUCAUGGGCUGCAUACUGAUGGUCAUUCUGGGGAAGCGGGCUGUUGAGAGGCACGAAUCCCUGACGAGCCAGAAUCUGGAGAAAAAAGCUCGCUGGAGAGAGGAGGCCGCUCAGAGUGUCUCUGCCAAACCAUAGUCAAGGGGAA
Molecule: messenger RNA, 730 nt
Organism: Podarcis raffonei (Aeolian wall lizard)
Lineage: Eukaryota; Metazoa; Chordata; Lepidosauria; Squamata; Lacertidae
Product: protein FAM162A-like
Exons: 1
Coding region: 1-720 (239 amino acids)
Biological process (GO): neuron apoptotic process; cellular response to hypoxia; positive regulation of release of cytochrome c from mitochondria
Cellular component (GO): mitochondrion
Source: RefSeq, a predicted model, not a curated record